Molecule: messenger RNA, 1448 nt
Organism: Gymnodraco acuticeps
Lineage: Eukaryota; Metazoa; Chordata; Actinopteri; Perciformes; Bathydraconidae
Product: phosphoinositide 3-kinase regulatory subunit 4-like
Biological process (GO): protein phosphorylation; autophagy of peroxisome; late endosome to vacuole transport
Cellular component (GO): phosphatidylinositol 3-kinase complex, class III, type I; nucleus-vacuole junction; late endosome
Molecular function (GO): protein serine/threonine kinase activity; ATP binding
Source: RefSeq, a predicted model, not a curated record
CUCCAACACUCCAGGCCAGUAGGAGGCGGUAAUGCAGCUUAAACGUUAGGUGCCACCCACCAUUAAACAAAACGAAGAAGAAGAAGAAGAAGGAGACCCGGAUGAACAACAACAACAGCUGGAAACGGCUAACAUGCUAACUGAGUGAUCCGGCUUCUGCUUCUUCUAUUAACGGUUACGGUUCUCGUUGCGGGAAGACAGCCGGAUGUUACGGGAGCAGGGCGGCUGUCUGAGCUGAUAUGCGAGAUAUGAAGAAUAUAUCUCCGUUAGUUUGUCACCGUUAGCAGCCGUUAGCAGCCGUUAGCAGUCGUUAGUAGCCGUUGCAGCCGUUAGCAAACACAACAAAAAAACAGUCCAAUCUACAGCAACUGAGAGGAGUUGAGGCGUGAUGGGGAACCAGCUGGCGGGCAUCGCCCCCUCGCAGAUCCUCUCUGUGGACAGCUACUUCUCCGACAUCCAUGACCACGAGUACGACAAGAGCCUAGGCAGCACCCGCUUCUUCAAGGUGGCGCGGGCCAAACACCGCGAGGGCCUGGUGGUGGUCAAAGUGUUCGCCAUCCAGGACCCCUCGCUGCCCCUCACCAGCUACAAGCAGGAGCUGGAGGAGCUGAAGAUCCGGCUGCACUCCUGCCAGAACUGCCUGCCCUUCCAGAAGACCUCGCUGACGGAGAAGGCUGCCAUCUUGUUCCGUCAGUACGUCCGCGACAACCUGUACGACCGCAUCAGCACGCGGCCCUUCCUCAACAACGUGGAGAAGCGCUGGCUCGCCUUCCAGAUCCUCAACGCCGUCGACCAGGCUCACAAAGCCGGCGUGCGCCACGGAGACAUCAAGACGGAGAACGUGAUGGUGACCAGCUGGAACUGGGUGCUGCUCACAGACUUCGCCAGCUUCAAGCCCACCUUCCUGCCCGAGGACAACCCCGCAGACUUCAACUACUUCUUCGACACGUCGCGGCGCAGGACGUGCUACAUCGCCCCGGAGAGGUUCGUGGACGGGAGCAUGUUCACCACGGAGAGCGACCACACGCCGCUGGUGGAUCUGAGCAGCAACAACCAGAGGGGCCGGGGGGAGCUGAGGCAGGCCAUGGACAUCUUCUCUGCAGGCUGUGUGAUCGCGGAGCUCUUCACGGAGGGCGUCCCUCUCUUCGACCUUUCCCAGCUGCUGGCGUACCGGAAAGGAAACUUCCAGACGGAGCACGUCCUCCUGAAGAUCGAGGACCAGAGCGUCAGAGAGCUGGUGUCUCAGAUGGUGCAGAGGGAGCCGGAGAAGCGCCUGACAGCGGAGGAGUACCUGAAGCAGCAGAGAGGCAAGGCGUUCCCUGACAUCUUCUACACCUUCCUGCAGCCCUACAUGGCUCAGUUCGCCAAGGAGACCUUCCAGUCCGCCGACGAGCGAGUGCUGGUGAUCCGCAAAGACCUGGACAACAUCCUGCUCAACCUGCGGGGGG